Molecule: messenger RNA, 788 nt
Organism: Leptidea sinapis
Lineage: Eukaryota; Metazoa; Arthropoda; Insecta; Lepidoptera; Pieridae
Gene: ave
Product: protein aveugle
Exons: 3
Coding region: 378-710 (110 amino acids)
Biological process (GO): cell surface receptor protein tyrosine kinase signaling pathway
Cellular component (GO): cytoplasmic side of plasma membrane
Molecular function (GO): protein binding
Source: RefSeq, a predicted model, not a curated record
AGUGCCAAAAGAAACAUUUGACUUUGACAUACACUUUAAAUUUAAUUUUUAUUUUCAUGAAGAUACAUUACAAAAUAGUAAAUACAAAUCCUUUUUUAUAAUUAUUUUUAAUGUUAAAAAUGUUUUGACUUUUGACCUUAAAACCUGCCUCCCAAGUCCUAACUGUUACAUUUAAUUUAAGUAUAGCAUACCUAUUCACUGAAAUCGGUUUUGUAUUUUUUUUAUAAUUUCUUUGAAAUGUUGCAUACCUUUACAAAAACGACAAAGAUCAGUAGGUAUUAAGGAAAUACUUAGGUAUGCUGAUUGAAAAAAAUAUAGUUGCAGGCCCUUAACAGGUUGAUUAUCACUAUUAUAUACUAUAUUGUACUAGAUAGAAAAUGGUCGAGGAUACUAGUUUGAAUUCCAAUAAAGUGAAGACUAAAACUGCAAGACCUAAGGAAGUUUACCUUUGGACAGAAGCAGAUGUUCAAAAAUGGCUGAGAAGGCAUUGCAGUGAUUAUUAUAAUUUAUACUGGGAGAGAUUUCAUGAGCAUGACAUUACAGGUAGAGCAUUGGUCAGAUUAAAUGACAACACACUACUCCGAAUGGGUAUAACUAAUAAAGAUCACAGAGAAGCAAUUUGGCGGGAGAUUCUCAAGUUGCGGCUGAAGACUGACAUUGUGGAAAUUAGAGACUUGGAGAGGAGACAGAAUUAUUUUAACUAUAAUUAAUGAUUUAUUUAUACAUAUAAAUAUAAUUUACUAUCUUUAUCUGUGAUUUAAAAUAAAUAUAAAAUUAUAAUUAUGAAA